This is a messenger RNA of Cololabis saira (Pacific saury), 1519 nucleotides long. RefSeq names its product WD repeat domain 12 (gene wdr12). Gene Ontology annotation, cellular component: PeBoW complex; preribosome, large subunit precursor. Gene Ontology annotation, molecular function: protein binding. Gene Ontology annotation, biological process: ribosome biogenesis; maturation of 5.8S rRNA from tricistronic rRNA transcript (SSU-rRNA, 5.8S rRNA, LSU-rRNA); maturation of LSU-rRNA from tricistronic rRNA transcript (SSU-rRNA, 5.8S rRNA, LSU-rRNA). Lineage: Eukaryota; Metazoa; Chordata; Actinopteri; Beloniformes; Belonidae. The transcript has 13 exons. The record is from RefSeq and is a predicted model, not a curated record. Bases 123 to 1394 code for a protein of 423 amino acids.
GCUCACCACAUGGCCGGACUGCACGGGGCUCGGAUGUUAUGAAGUGGAGCUGAACACUUCUAUACGUGUUUGAUUGUUCCAAGAACCUUAGUUUUGUAGGCGAAAUACACCAUUAAUCAAAAAUGUCGCAGUUACAGGCGAGGUUCUUCACGGACAACAAAAGGUAUGUUGUGGAAGACGUCCCCUUCUCCAUCCCGGCUGCGUCGGAAGUACGAGACCUCAGCAACAUCAUCAACAAGCUGCUGGAGGCACACAAUGCAUCUCACAGUAAAGUGGAGUUUGACUUCUUGGUCAAGGGUCAGUUCCUGCGAACGCCGCUAUCCAGCCACAUGGAAACGGAGGGGAUUUCAACGGAAGACGUGGUGGAGAUAGAGUACGUGGAAAAGAUCACAGCUCCGGAGCCCGAGGAGUGUAUGAUGCACGAUGACUGGAUCAGCUCCAUCGACGCAGACGCUGAGUGGAUCCUGACGGGCUCCUACGACAAGACGGCCAGGAUCUGGUCUGCAGAAGGCAAGGCGGUGAUGACGGUGGCAGGACACUCGGACGUGGUCAAAGACGUAGCCUGGGUCAAAAGAGACGGCCUGACGUCUCUGCUCCUGACGGCCUCCCUGGACCAGACCGUGCUGCUGUGGGAGUGGAACUCUGAGAGGAACAAGCUGAAGGCGCGGCACUGCUGCCGAGGCCACACAGCAAGUGUGGAUGCCGUUUCCACGGACCCCACCGGGUCAAAGUUUUGCAGCGGCUCCUGGGACAAAAUGUUGAAGAUCUGGUCAGCAGAACCCACAGAUGAGGCGGAGGAGGUGGAGGAGCCUUCAGACAGACCCAGGAAGAAGCAGAAGACGCAGCAGCUGGGCCUCACCAGGACUCCCUUGAUGACGUUAUCUGGACACAAUGAGGCCGUGUCCGCCGUCCUCUGGAGUGACGCUGAGGAAGUCUGCAGUGCAUCCUGGGAUCACACCAUCCGCCUGUGGGAUGUUGAGACUGGAGGAAUGAAGACCACGUUGAUGGGCAGUAAAGUGUUUAACUGUGUUUCCUACUCCCCGUUGUGUCGACGGCUGGCCUCAGGCAGCACCGACAGACACAUCAGGCUCUGGGACCCCCGCGUCAAAGACGGCGCUCUGGUGCUGCUGUCUCUCACCUCCCACACCGGCUGGGUCACCGCCGUCAAGUGGGCGCCGUCUAACGAGCACCAGCUCGUCUCCGGCUCCCUGGACAACCUGGUCAAACUCUGGGACACAAGGAGCUACAAGGCUCCUCUGUAUGACCUGGCAGCUCACGAGGACAAAGUCUUCUGCGUGGACUGGACAGAAAGCGGCCUGAUGUUGAGUGGAGGUGCAGAUAACAAGCUGUACACGUACAGAUAUUCAGCGUGUCAGACGGAUGCAGGGGCGUAGCGACACACUGCAGGGGACGGGACACGGAUGUGGAUGUAUUGGAUAAAAACCUUAGAUUUUACACAAAUUUCCUCUUGGCUUGUCUUUGUUUCAAUGUUAUUCAAAUAAAGUAUUAAUUAAUUUUG